GCAUAGUUUCCGGAAAUUAGUAAACUCGUGAUGGCAGGAGGCGAGGCAGAGAGAAGAUGAGCUGUGGAGUAUAUGAAAAGCCAGGCCUUUUGGAAAGGAUUUUCUGAACACAACGACAUCUGUAACUAUAAUGGGAGCGUUAAAAACGACGAAAGGCAGAGGUGUCAGAAAGCCGUGGGCUGACAAUGCGGUGAACUGAAAGACAGAGGAUCUGAGGAUCUGUCACCGACCGCUUACCGCUCGGUUUGCUUCCUAGUCUGGAUUUCCUCACCUUCAGCUAAUAUGACACGACAUGCUCUGGAACAGGUGACAGAUUUCGGGGAUUUUACAAGAGGUAAAGAUCUGAAAGAGUUUUUAAAACAGUCUUAUUCUAACACCUCCUCCAAAAACCGCUUGUCGAACGUUCGAGUUAGUCCAGAUGGGCGACACAUUCACGUUAUCCUCCACACACCGAAAAGUGGUCUUAUGACAUAUGACAAAUAUCAAAGAGCCCAUCUUGUACAAUGCCAGAAGCAUCUCGAUUUAGUACUGACACGGAAUGUUCCAAUAGUUGACCUAAUUUAUUUCGACCAAAGCAACGCAGAAGAUGGUGCCACUCUGCUCGGGGUAAUAUUUGAGAAUGGCAAAGUGGAGUUCUGGAAAUUCUCUGAGCGGAAAUCUGGGUGGAAUCUACUACAAACCUCGGAUCUGUGCAACAGCCCCAGAGCAAAAAUCGUUUCUGUCAGCAUCAGUCAGAAUUUUAUCAUCUGGUGUGAGGAGAGACCCCCCUCAGAAAGCUCUGCAGUCUCCAGCGUGUCUCGCAAUAACUUCAGAUUCUGCAUCUGUAAAAGGACUUUUGAAGUAGAUGAGGUGGGUGUCUGUUUGGGGGGUGUGAAAAUUGCACUGCACAAUAAUCCUCCUUAUCUGAUUGUCAGUUCUGGGGAUAUUGUAUAUUUGUUACCGGACAUAAAAGAGCAUCCACUCAUCACUGUUUCAAAAGUGUUUUUAACAUGGUCCCCUCAGAAUGACAUCUUCAAGGUCCACAGUGUCAGUAUGGGAACUCUCCUUGUCAGAAAUUCCACAGCAAAUAAGGAGUCUGACUUUAAGAGACUGGUCACUGACUGCAUCGGAAUUCUCUCCACCACCAAUCCUCCUGAUAUCUGUGGUUUUUGUCCUGCUGGAUGUGGAGAUCUCCUGCUCCUCCUCAGCUCUGGAUGGGUUUGCGUAAUGCAGAGAGAUGGCAUUCUCCGGCAGAUUUAUAAACUGCCUGACAAUUGCCUUGCUGCCUGUGGGAUACAAAACAGUCUAAACCUUUACCACGAUAUCCUUGCAUUAACAGUAGGCAAGAUGAUGUACUUGAUUGACGCUAAGUGUGGUCUGGAGUUGGAGAGGAUCACUCUAAAAAGGGAGGGCCUCCUCUUUGUGAACUGUUUGGAGAGUCGUUCCCUACAGAUGCUCUCAGAAGCUGGGUUAUUUAUGGUCAUCCAGAGGGAGGUAGAAGCUAAACUCAAGCCAUCAGUAUCUCAUACAGAGAAUAUCAACCCAAGUGCAGUCUUGGCUGAGGCUGUGUUUGAGGAGGCAUGUAAAUAUUACCAACAGCGAAGUCUUAGCACCACACAGCUAACAGCUGAGAAACUCAAGAAGGGCGGGAUGUUUCAGGCACCUAUCUCACUGGCAGCCAUCAUCAGGGAUUACUUGAGCAACCAGAAGAUGAAAACUGCAGGGAAAGAUUCUUCAGGACAUGAGAAACUGUUAAGCUCCCUUGACUCUGAACUCAAGAGUCUUGUUACCCUGGAAGACAUUAAAACAGCAGUGGUGAAGGCCUCAGAGAAGGAUAUAGAGAAUUACUGUGAGACCCUGGUUCAGCAGGAAGUCUCUAGACUACUCAGCUCAGAGAUAGAUAGGGAAAACCUUCAGUACCUGAAUAGUAUCUUCAACCUGUUCCCCACUGAGACUUGGCAAGCCAUACAGGCUAUCCUUCAGCUCAGAUGUAAUGGUGAGGGCUCACUAUCUAGCAAGGCUCCUGCUGAAUUAUGGAAGAUUGUGCUUAGCCCUGUCCAAACAACAGCUAACUUUAACCACUGCAAUGGUCAGCAGAAGCAUGUCCCAGCCAAUGUUUCACUGCCUGUCUUUGAGCUGCUGUGUCAGUCUAUCUUCAAAUUCCAGCCCAGCUGGCUUCCCAGGUUUCUGGAGCUGGCACAGCAGCAGUCUGGUGCCUCCUCCACCUCUUCCUGGAGUUAUGGAGUAAAGGAAAGCUCAGAGAGCCUUCCUUUAUAUAAGCGGGCCCUUGCUGUCCUCCCUUGCAAAGGUGCCUGCCAAGACCUGGAAGUGGAGCUACUCUUGUGUAGUCAGCGGCCUAAUGCAGUAAUGCAAGCCCUCCGCAUCCUCAUGGGGCUAGGACGGUGGGAUCGUGUUACGCAGGUGGCAGAGAGGUUCUGCCGCCAAAGCCCACUUCUCAAAAAAGAGAUUUUCACCACCCUGCUGUGUGAGGUGGCCCAGCAUAGAGACUUGGACCCCUACCUGGACUUACUGUGGACCCUUUGCCCAGAGGACAUGACUGUUACUGGAAUACUGAACAUUGUGCUGAAAAACCUUCCCUCCACCACACAAUCAUCAGGGCCAUUCCAGGGGCAUUCCAAUGGCAGCCAGCUUACCAUCGGGCUCCUGAAACCUCUGCUGAGUAAAGUUCUCCAGCGGGAGACCAAACCUAGCCAGAGGUACGCAGACAUCCUCCAAUCACCCUCCCACCCUCCCCCUACACCCCCACGUCAAGUGAAAGGGCUAGCCAGGGUCAACACUGAGCUGGACAUCGACCUCAGUGAGAGAGGUCCCUCUGAGUCUCAAGUCAGCCCUGCCUGACAUUCCCACCCACAAAUCACCUCACUGUCUUCAAGGACUGUCUUUCAUGCAUGAGAUCUUUGGUUUAUCUUUGGUUUUAGAUGGUCCAGAAUGAGAUAUGGGGCUCUCAGUGAUCAAAAGCUUAAAAAAGAAUUGAUUGGUUUGUAGUGAACAGCAGAGUUAGAGUAUUCUAUUACAGGGUAGUCGGAUUAUAUAAUUGAAAGGUUUUUAUCAUGCCUAAUUUCUUCAGAUGUUUUGUUCAGAGCAACAUUUUACAAAAAGGUUUUUUUUUAACCUUACUUCAUUUCCAUGGGAGGUCAGUGUUUCUAGUAUGGGCACAUUCUCUUUUAACUUAAAUGUGUCAGUUUUGGGAAAACGCAGUAGGCCUUGUUCACCUAUAUCGUUUUUUCUUAAAUUUGUUUUAGAGAAGGUCCUAGGAAAAAGUCUACAUUACAUUCAUGACGUGUUCUUAAACCGCAGAAUUGUUUGCAUUUUGUGCUCUUGAGUGUGCACUGAUUCUGUUUUUACCUAAGAGCAAAUCCCAAAUAACACUGAUGAAUAUCAGAAUCUUUGUGAAAACUGCAUAAGUGGGUUUUAUUUUAAAAUUUCUUCUUGUGGACGGUUGGUGAAUGAUGGUCAGAAGCACAGUGUCCUUAAUCGUCCUUUCAUGGCAUACUGUAGUGAACAUGACUUACAGGUUACUUUGGUUACAAAAGGGCCAUUGAACAAACUUAUUCUAGGCCCCAGACUGGGCUAAGGGUUAGGGAGAAUCAGGGGCCCAGUGGAGCAACUUGAGGCCUGGUGCCUUGUGUAGCUGCAGUGAUUGGAGGACUGGCAGGGACAUUAGAGUAGAACACUUACUUGUUUCUGAUGUGGAACCCCGGUGAGCCACGGCUGCCAGCUCCUGACAGUGAAAUUUUGUUGACACUACAUUACAGAAACUGUAGCUUAAAUGUGCAUCAUAAAUGUCAAGACAUCACAUAUACAUCAUAACAGAGACUUGACUGUUGUCAUUAAUGAGGUGAACAUGCCAUAAUGUAUGACAGUGUAUUGUGUCUUAAAAUAUGCAUGAUUAAUUUUAUGCUUAUAAAUGCCUUUAAAAUAUAGUUUGCUUCUGGAAACAUGACCUUUCACUGAUAUACUGGUGUAGAAACAAUAAAAUAUCAGAAACUGCUCUAAUAUUGAAAAUGUAAUGAAAUAUAAUUAAAGACUAUUGUAUUGUAAGCCAA
Messenger RNA from Colossoma macropomum (tambaqui), 4046 nucleotides. RefSeq names its product Hermansky-Pudlak syndrome 6 protein. The transcript has a single exon. The record is from RefSeq and is a predicted model, not a curated record. Gene Ontology annotation, cellular component: lysosomal membrane; BLOC-2 complex. Gene Ontology annotation, biological process: protein localization to membrane; lysosome localization; melanocyte differentiation. Lineage: Eukaryota; Metazoa; Chordata; Actinopteri; Characiformes; Serrasalmidae. Bases 283 to 2838 code for a protein of 851 amino acids.